GCUCUAUCUCCAACGCAACAUUUUUCAGUACCACUUGCUCACAAUGUUCGCGGCUUCGAGGACAACAGCUUGUCGAGUACGCGUUGCGCCCUCGGGUACGGUGCCGUUCGGCCCGCGUUGCGUCGCAAGUAGACCGAUAUCUCUGAGAUAUCAGUCGACGAAUACUGGGAGACCAUCGUCUGCAAUGGGCACAAGUGUCGCUGCAGGUGUAGCGGGCGGCGGAGUGGUCCUACUCGGAGUUUACGCCUGGUACCACUUCUCCGGUAUCAAGACUGCCGUCGACGCGACUAAGGCAGCCCGGGCUUACUACCAGCAGACCAAACGCACCAUCGCCGAGAAGGCACCCAAGAAUCCGAACGAGAUUAUCCAGUUCCUGAGGCAGACCACUAAGUCCUACACGGGCAUCAUCCCGGGAGCAUCCUCCUACGUCGACUCUACCUUUGAUGCGCUUGAUGAACUGCACGAGACACACGGCCCAGAGGUCAACCGCAUCCUUCAGCAGGGUUAUGACGAGAUCAAGUCCAUUCUGAGGGAAAAGAAUGCGGGCAUGAACCCUGAGACGAGCAUGAAAGUCAUGUCGGUACUGAGCCAGCGCAUUGGCGAGCUCGAGGAGUUGGGCAAGAAGGCCGGGCAGGACACCUUCAAGGCGCUUAGCGACCGGUAUCCGGAGGUGGGGGAAAAGUUAGGCGGCGGGUACGAGGAACUUCGUCGCAUGGCUGAGCAGAGCGGACCAGGAGCGAAGAAGAUUAUGGAUGACACUACCCGACAGGUCAUGGAGAUGUUCUCCAAGGGCUUCAAUCCUGAUAGACUGAACGAAGCUCGCGAGCUCCUGCAAUCCAAGACCGAUGAGAUUCGCAAGCUUGCCAAAUCCUCCGGACAGGAUGCAUGGAACAAGGCCGUGCAAGAAGCUUCGCCAUUCCUCGACAAGCUGCCCGAGAUCAGGAAGUUACUAGAGAACAAUGCGAAUGAGUUCGCUGCAGCCGGGGUAGCGCAAGGCAAUGCAGCUCAGGAAGUCUUUGCAAGAGUGAAGGAAGCAGCCGAGGGUGACGUACUGAAGAGCAAGGAGAAGAUGAAGGAGCUGCAGGAAUUCGUGUUGAAGAAAGCUCAGGAGGCGCAGGAACUAUGGAGCAUGGAUCGAGGUUGGAACGGGAUGCAGGAUUGGUUGACGGCAAUUUCAGGCGGCGAGGAGAUCCUGCAGAAGACGCCAGAUAUAGGCGCGUUUACGCAGUUGGCACAUCAACGCGGCGAGGAUGCGCGCAAGCUGACCAAAGAGACGUAUGAUGAUAUCGUGAAGGUGCUGGAGGAGAAAGGCAGGAAAGCAAAGCAGCUCGCAGAGAGGACGCGGCAGGAGACGAAACAGAAGCCGUCAUGAGGUCGGCGUCUAUGUGAGUCGGCAACCACAGCAAUUGGGUAAUCUGGGUCGGUUUGGAUUGUAUUAGCAGGGCGCUGAAAGGAAGGCAUAUCCUUGACAUAG
This is a messenger RNA of Laetiporus sulphureus 93-53, 1474 nucleotides long. RefSeq lists its product as uncharacterized. The record is from RefSeq and is a predicted model, not a curated record. The transcript has 4 exons. The coding region runs from base 44 to 1372 and encodes 442 amino acids. NCBI's taxonomy places the organism in Eukaryota, Fungi, Basidiomycota, Agaricomycetes, Polyporales, Laetiporaceae.